UUCAACCAAAACAGUUCGCCGUCAAACUGGGUGCCAAAACGGUGGAGCGUUUUCUGAACCUAGCCGACGACAGCUUCGUCGAGGAUGUCAACGAAGACCUAAAAUGCUUCCUUGCCGAAAAAAAAGUUGACAGUGUGCUGGUGUUUCCACCAGUGAGCAACUACCGGCGCUUCCUGAUCCACCGCUGCGUGGAGGAGCUGGGCCGGGCAGACCUCUCCACCUUCUCCAUCGGCCUCAGCGACGAGCGGCGCACUGUGGUGUGCUACCGGGACAAACUACUGAGUGAUGAAGCUUGUGCUCGACCAGCCAUGGGCCUGACUCCGCGGAAUGAUGCAGAGCUCUCCGACAACAACGCGGCGGGCGGCUGCAGGGCGGCGCGGGCGCAGGCUCAGGAAAAGCUCCGGGCCGGCGCCGGCGCCAAGCCGCGCCGCCCCGACCGCGCCGUGUACGUGCCGCGGGCGUUGCGCGCGCACGACCACGCCGACGACGCCAGGCCGCCGGAGACCAAGAACCCCGCCGUGGACGCCAAGUGCCCCAAGUCGCCCGCCGCCAAGGACAGGUCGGCGCACGGCACCCCCAAGCGCUCGCUCGACAAGCAGUUCUGCAACGUGUACACGCCGCCGCACCUGAGGCACCCGCCCAGCGCGCCCGACGACGACAAACCUGUGCCUUCCGUGCCAAAUAGUGAUAGUGCAAUAUCGUUUAGUGAUACUAGUUGUAACGAAGUAGACGUAGCCGACAAUUUUUAUAUAGGAGAUUAUUUCGCGAACGGACAGUUAGGGUUCUACCGGCCGAGCUUUUUCGAGUACGAGAACAGUUGGAGCUCCCAUGACUGCAGCGACAUGGCCGUGCGCGCGUCCAGCGAUAACGUUAACAUAGGUAGUAUUAUAGAUAGCGACUAUUUGUACAGUAAGGACGAGGAUGUGGAAGCCAACGAGUUGAAGCGAGCGUCCCAAGAAAUCAAUAGAAGUAGCAAACGAAUCAUAAAGCAGAGUUUCGACUCUGACGUUUUAGUCAUAUCCGAUCCGAUCGAAGAGGCGCCCAGUCUCAGGAGGCCGAGCCACGCCGACAACGGUGUCGUAGAGGCUGAGAGUCCCAAACCGAAAUUACAAGCGAAAGUGUCAUUGAAACGCGAGGAGAAUGACUGGGAUGCAGUUUUCGACGACAGCGGGGAGUGUCUGGACCCGUCCCUGCUCGAGGAGCUGACGUCGACGGUGGGCAAGGUGCACAUCACCAAGACCAAGAACAACUACGAGCAGUACCAGACGCGCGGGCAGGCGCUGUUCAACGCGCCGUUCGACGAGACGUUCGCGCACGUGGUGGAGGUGUACGACUUCCCCAGCGAGUUCAAGACGAACGACCUGCUGGCGCUGUUCAGCGAGUACAAGGAGACGGGCUUCGAGAUCAAGUGGGUGGACGACACGCAUGCGCUCAUCGUCUUCAGCAGCGCUAAAAUUGCUGCGGAGGCGCUGUCGGCGCCGCGCUCGCUGGGGCGCGUGCGGCCGCUGCACGCCGCCACGCUCGAGUCGCGCAACAAGGCCAAGAAGUGCGCCGAGUUCCUGCAGCCCUACAGGCAGCGGCCGGAGACGUGCACGGCGCUGGCGCGGCGCCUGGUGUCGGGCGCGCUCGGCGUGCGGCUCAGCACGGCGCAGCAGGAGCGCGCCGAGGAGCGGAGACUCAUCACGAGGGCCAGAGAGAAGAAGCGGCAAGCGGCGCUGCACAAGGAGGCGGCGUGGGACGGCUCGCUCGCCAACACCUCGCUCGACGCCUGACAGAAGCCGCGCCUCGCGCCUCGCCGCGCCUCGCGAGGCGGCCCUCACACACAUGCAAUUUACUACGUUAAGAAGCUCUCAAAUAGAUAUAUAUAAUAUAAUUUUACAUUUUAACUAAAUAAAUUAUACAAAUAGCUAUUUUUAAAAGAAAAUAUCUAGUUGAAUGGAACGCGUAGGAGGCUUUGGACCUUAUUUUGUACGUGCUAAGGUUUAAAGUUUAUGUAUGUAUUAUGUAAAGUUAUCAUUACAUGUUUUAAAUUCGAAAUCUGGAGAAUAUUAUUUAAUUGUUACUAGCAAAAGAAAUAAAGUGGUUACUUAAUUCUAAUGUAUACAAUCUAACUAAAUUGACAUGUUGAAAUCUAGUGCUAUCUUUUUCCGUGAGCAGCAAAAUGAAAGGGAUAGCAAUACAGGGUUAGCAAGGGUCAUAAUAAUUUAAGACCUGUCAUUUUAGUUUAAAAAUAAUAAAUAUAUUGCUAUCCCAUUCAUAAUUAUGAAAGAGAUAGCAACAUGUGUAUAGAAUUGUAAUUAUUUAGUUAGUAACAUAGUUUUAGAAAAUGUGUACAAUAGAAUUGACCAGCUGUUACUUCAGAUAUUGACGACUUCAUUAUUGCAUUUUGGAUGAACUGGCAAUAUAUUCUAUUUAAGACAUUUUCAUACAUUUUUAUUGAGUUUUACCGCCAUAUUGGAUUGACAGUGAUGUCACAAACGCAGUUGUGUUACACUGAAGCAUUGCUAAGAAAUUCAUAAUAAAAUUGGUCAGAAAUAAUAUUAUUACUAUACAUUAAAAUGUAUUAUUAAAAAGGUGAUUCAAACUACUUUUAAGUUUUAUGUAAUUUAGAAAUUGAUUGGAAGUUCCGUAGUCAUUUUAGCGAAUCAUAGACUUACUCUGACUAAAUGUGAUACUCAUAUACAUUUUUUAACUUAUUUUUUUCUUAAAAAUUUUAUCGCAAAAAUGAAAAUUACAUAAUAUAAUUAAAAAAGUUGGACAAAAAAUGGCGUGAGAAUAUAUUAUGAGUUUGCGUAACGUGCGUCUAUCAUUAAGUUUUUGUGUAAAAUAACGAUUUCACGCAAAAACUUGAUAUGUUGGUUAUAAUUAAGUAGCUAAUGUUUUUGUAAAUAAUCUCCAACCGAUAGCUUUACUCUUUAUAUAGAGAGUGUUAUGUUUGAAAAAUUAUAUAACUUUUUAAAAAUUUAAGUAGAUACGUUUUUUUUUAUUUAAAAUUGUACAGAAUUUCAAAAAAGAACAGUUAGAUAAUACACUAAUGAAAUUACCAUGUUUUCGAUUUUUUUAUUGGUUUUUUUUUAACCGAAACCGAAAAUGUAAUAAAACUUAAAGCUAGCCUUCUGGAAAAAUUAAAAAUAAUAGGUAUUUUAAAAUCACAGUUAUAGUACGCGACAGUUGGAGAGGGCAACCGGGGUUGAGGCAGGGCACGCUCCGCUCCCCGCCUUAUCCCGCACCGAGUUAUCGCAGGGGCUGUGCGGGUGUGCGGGGCGUUCCCACCCCGACCUGUCGCGUACUAUAGGUUACCUUAACCACUUUUCCGUUUAAGUGACCAUUUAGAAUUUUCGUGGUUUCAAAGUUUUGAUUUUAUUGAAUGUUUUAUUGUUUCGAUGCAUUAUAAUUGUUAUUGUACUAGUAUUGUAAUACCAAAUAUUAGUAAGGCGUAAUGUAUCGCAGGUUAUCGCUCACCGUGCUCCGUUGUGAGGCGUGCCUUCGUGUCUAGUCGAUAGGUAGCGGGUCCCACGCCUCUUGCCGUUCCAGCGCCGUUUGCGCCCGCCAGGAAAGAUUCCACAUCGACCUUUAGAAAGAGAUUUGGUAGAGCGUUGUCUCUGUCGGUUCACCUUUAAAACAAGGACUAAAAUCGUACGUUUGACAUGACAGUUGACACAAAGUUAAAAUGGCGUGCGAGUUCUCAUUUUGUACGUAUUUAUACGUAUUGUAACAGAGACGACGCUCUACGGAGCCGAUAUCUCUUUGUAAAGUUCGAUAUGCAAUCUAUGCUGCCGGGUACUUUUAAUUCUAGUAUAGGGCCUAACAUUAAAACUGCGAUGCGAAUUCGCAUUGAAAAUCACACCGUUAAGGGUCUCGUUGCCUACGUAACCGUUCAUUCGACGACCGUAAAGCGUAAACAUAUUUUUUGAUAUCCGUUAGAACACGUUCACGCUAGAUCUAUUACUCGUAGACAGUUCGUUACGUAUUAUUUAAAAGUAUAUCAUAGAAAAAAGCAACAGUAGUUACUAAUGACCCCGUAGCUCGAUUGCGGUAGAGUGAUUGCUACAAUUUGACGAUCGCAACCACCUCUGAUUGGUUGUCGCUCGCUCACUGUUGGCUACAAUGCACCGUUACAACAAGAAAAGCAUAAAUCCAGUCAAAAACAACAAUUGCGAUUGUAAUCAUGAUUAAUGAAGGUUUUUCGGAAUGGUCCUACUGAACUUGUCGCUCGUACGCGAUGUCGCAGUUUUGAAAGUUGGCCCCUAAUGUUAAGGUAUCACGGUUUGAUAUUGUGUCGUUUUGAUAUCUUCACGAUGAAAGCGACUUGUCUCAAAAUUAACAAAUUCGAGCCGAAUAAUUUUGCCAAUCUCGAUUCUCGAUAGAUUCAUUGGCUAAGAAAUAGAAUUAUUUAUGCUGUAAGUAAUAAGUAUUAACGUUUUAAGGUAAAAUUGUGCAUGAAAAUAAAAUAAAAUUAAGUCACUUUUGUUUUGAAGAUGUUGUCCAUAAUGUCGACCAAAAUGAAAUUAUUUUAAUGAUCUUUAAAAAUGGGCAUGUUUCUGUGAUUAUGCUAGAAGGAUGUGUUGAAUAAUGAUUGUUGUCUUUGUCUCUCGAUACUACUGCAAUCAAGCGACUUGAAAUGUUCUCAAGCUGAUCAAAAUGAAAUAUUAUUAAAAACAUUUUCGCAUUGUAGGUCAAACCUCUGUGCUUUUUGCAAUGCGUGCUACCUGAUUUUGAAUUGUUUCUGUAGGUAUAUUAAUAAUAAAUUAAAAAAAAAAAAAACCAAGUGAUACAAGGACACCUUCAGAAAACUAAACUUUGAGAGAAUGAUGCAAAUACAGGUAUCAAGAAUAGAAAAAUUGUGGGAUUUAUUCAUUAUAAUGUUGUUACCAAGUUAAAAAAUCAUUAUAUAUUUUAUACAAUGUUCCAUCACAUAUUGCACGGGACUCCCAAGUUUUCAAUUUCAACAAAAUGACACGAGAGACUUAUGGUAACUAAAGUAUUAAAUUAUACAAAAUACUGUAUAAUAAUGUAUUCUACCUCAUUCUCUCGCGGGUUAAAUCCUAUAAUAGAUGUAUUUGUCUCUUUUUAGUAUCGGUCUUUGGUUUAUUAGGUUUCAAAUCACAACGUUACUAAAGAAGUUUUGCUGAAAUUACAUAAUUUCAUUCCGAGAUUUGACAUAUUUGUUGAAAUAUUUCAGUUUUACAGAAGUAUACAUUUGUGUACUUCUGUAAAACUGAAAUGCCUGUAUGAAACAGUAAGCCUUAACUAAUGUAGUUAUCAUGUAACUAAUGCGGCGAAUCCAAUCUAUAUAAUGUUGUGUGUUCCGUUGUUGAGCAUUUACUGUAUUUCAACAUAUUCCAUUCCAGUACAAAUCACGUCACGAAAGUUGGAAGUAAGAUAAGCCUUAAUCUAUGUGGCCUUGAAACAACACACCCUGGAAAGUUCCUCAUUUUACAUGAUGCUACGACAUCAAUU
Molecule: messenger RNA, 5460 nt
Organism: Maniola jurtina (meadow brown)
Lineage: Eukaryota; Metazoa; Arthropoda; Insecta; Lepidoptera; Nymphalidae
Product: coiled-coil domain-containing protein R3HCC1L
Exons: 10
Coding region: 309-1772 (487 amino acids)
Molecular function (GO): RNA 7-methylguanosine cap binding; mRNA binding
Source: RefSeq, a predicted model, not a curated record